Clunio marinus is the source of this 1836-nucleotide messenger RNA. NCBI's taxonomy places the organism in Eukaryota, Metazoa, Arthropoda, Insecta, Diptera, Chironomidae. The record is from the annotation of a GenBank genome assembly.
AUGAAUAUAACGUCUGCAGCUGGAAUUAUUUCUCUGCUUGAUGAGCCAAUUCCUGAACUGCAAGUUUUUGCAUUGAAGAAGCUGGAUAGCAUCGUUGAUGAGUUUUGGCCUGAAAUUUCUGAAGUUGUUGAACGAAUUGAAAUCCUUCAUGAAGACAAGGAUUUUCCAAAGAAGAACUUGGCGGCUUUAGUUGCUUCCAAAGUUUAUUAUCAUUUGGGUGAAUUUCAAGAUUCAUUGACGUUUGCUCUCGGAGCUGGCAAUCUCUUUGAUGUAAAUGCUCGUAAUGAAUACGUCGACACUAUAAUUGCUAAAUGCAUUGAUCAUUACACUCAACAACGAGUUGCUCUCGCUGAAGGUAAUAAAAUUGAUAAGCCAAUUGACCCACGCUUGGAAGCAAUUGUAAACCGAAUGAUUGAACGUUGUUUGGAUGAUGGUCAAUACCGACAAGCUUUGGGCAUUGCUCUUGAAACACGUCGUAUGGAUGUCGUUGAAAAGUCAAUCAUGAAGUCAGAUGAUGUCACUGGAAUGCUUGCUUAUGCCUUCCAAGUAACAAUGAAUUUAAUUCAAAAUCGUGGCUUUCGCAACACGGUCUUGGAGUGCUUAGUUGAACUCUACCGCAACUUGGGCAUUCCCGACUACGUCAAUAUGGUUCAAUGUUUGAUCUUUUUGGAACAACCGAUGGUUGUUGCUGAAAUGCUGGAUAAACUUACUAAAGGCGGAGAUACACAAGUUCUCAUGGCUUAUCAAAUUGCUUUUGACUUGUACGAAUCUGCAACCCAAGAAUUCCUUGGUCAAGUUUUGCAAUCUUUGAAAGAAACCGCACCAGUCCCGUCAGCGCUCGUAUCCAACUUAAAGCCUCAAGGCAUCAAAGAAGGUAGCAAAGAUGAGAAAUCCUCAAAAGAUUCCGACGUUGAAAUGUCAGAAGUAAAGCCCGAACGUUCCAUCGAAAGCUUAAAUGACAGCGAGAAAAUUCAUCAGAAAAAUAUCGAAAAACUUGCAAGCAUUUUAUCGGGUGAAAUUUCAAUUGACCUUCAACUUCAAUUCUUAAUUCGAAGCAACCACGCUGACUUGCAAAUUCUUCGCGCAACAAAGGAAUCUGUUCGAGUUUCCAUUUGUCAUACAGCAACUGUAAUUGCAAAUGCUUUCAUGCAUAGUGGAACGACAAGCGAUCAGUUCCUUCGUGAUAACUUGGAUUGGUUGGCACGAGCAACAAAUUGGGCUAAAUUAACAGCGACAGCAUCACUUGGUGUCAUUCAUCGAGGACAUGAACAGGAAUCACUCGCACUCAUGCAAAGCUAUUUGCCAAAAGAAUCCGGGCCUUCAGGAUAUUCUGAAGGUGGCGGUUUGUAUGCUCUUGGAUUAAUUCACGCAAAUCAUGGCGCAAAUAUCAUCGAUUAUUUACUUCAACAAUUAAAAGACGCUCAGAAUGAAAAUGUUCGUCAUGGUGGAUGUUUAGGACUCGGUUUGGCUGCUAUGGGAACUCAUCGUCAAGAUGUAUACGAACAACUAAAGUUCAAUUUAUAUCAAGAUGACGCAAUUACCGGCGAGGCUGCUGGAAUUGCCAUGGGCAUGGUAAUGUUAGGCUCGAAGAACGCAUCAGCCAUCGAGGAUAUGGUUUCGUAUGCUCAAGAAACUCAACAUGAAAAGAUUUUGCGUGGUUUGGCUGUUGGCAUAGCUUUAACCAUGUUCAACCGACUCGAGGAAAGCGAUGCUCUGGUUACGAGCUUAUCAACCGACAAAGAUCCAGUUCUUCGACGAAGUGGAAUGUACACGAUCGCAAUGGCUUAUUGUGGAACUGGCAACAAUCAAGCUAUCAGAAAACUACUUCAUGUUGCC